Messenger RNA from Pleurotus ostreatus (oyster mushroom), 906 nucleotides. RefSeq lists its product as uncharacterized. NCBI's taxonomy places the organism in Eukaryota, Fungi, Basidiomycota, Agaricomycetes, Agaricales, Pleurotaceae. The record is from RefSeq and is a predicted model, not a curated record. The transcript has 3 exons. The coding region runs from base 1 to 906 and encodes 301 amino acids.
AUGGAGGAGUACACAUCAAUGCCCCUCCCCAUUCGCAUACCGACGUCGACACCUGAGCUACCACUACUCCGUACUCGGUUAGUUCUCCUUGUCUUGACGGAGGUAUUCUUCAUCGUAGCCGGGUCGCUGUGUUUGAAGAUCUUCACCAAACACGGUGAUGUACAGGAUCUGAUAAACGAAUCCGUUAUUCCUGGGGUGACCGUAAAGCUGGAAUACAACGAUGUCAAGACCGCGACUAUCGUGCUUUUCAUCGCAACGCAUAUUGCAACGGCCAUCUUAGCCAAGAUCAUUAUCCUCCACUUGCAAGAUAUCUACAACUUCAUCCCCCUCUUCAUCGCCAAGAAACUCCGCAUCGCGAACAAGCGUCUCGCAUCCACGACCCUCGGAUAUCAGGCGCUUGGCCUGAGCGUUAUCAUAGUGUUUAAUGCCGUUUCACUAGGCUUUUUCUCGUUCUUCGUGUUCAAGAGGGAACAGACGGUUAGAGUAGUCGUCGGGGACGAUGUCAACGUGAGGAUACCGGACGGCUAUGGCAUGCAAGUCUUAGACCGGCUAGGAAUUGCGCUCGCAUAUCAUGAUACAUAUUACUGUACGCCGCUCGUCUUCGUGAACUCGUUCUCCUACCCUUUGAACCGUGACGUAUUAAUCGUUCUCAUCAUCGUCUUUAUAGUUGAGAUCACCGCGAAGUUACCUUGGGUUGCUUUGCUGUUUGCAGUUCCUACAACAUUCGUCACCAUCGUCGCCCGCAUCAAACGGCAAGCCAGCCUCACCGACAUCACUCAAUCUUCUUCAUCAGGCCCCGAAAAGGGGGACCCCUUGAAUUCAGGGGUCGAUGAAGGGAAGGCCGAAGGAAACGUCAAGGCCGAGGUUGAAGUCGAAUGCAGAGAAGUUGGAGCAGAGAAGGUCUGA